AUGCCCAGACGCUCCAUCCGUCUACUAGGCUACACCGCUGCUGCCACCGGCAUAGCCAGCUACAGCAUCCACUGUGGACUCAGCCAUCUGGAAGAGAAAUACUCAGCACUUCCUACUGCCGCAGCUAGCAGAGCCUUCCGCAAACCACAGAGCCCAACUACCCAGCGCUGCGCAUAUACCGACAUCUACGCAGCACAAAUACCACUUCAAGCCCUCGAAGCACGCGUCCCAAGCCCAAAGACACCAACAAAAACAGAGCUCGAGUAUGCUUGGGCUAGAUCCGUCCUCGAAAGCAAGGUUCUACGAGCCGAGGGAUCUAUCCUAGGACUCCUCACGAGUUUCCGCUUCACACCGUGCGAUACAGGCAACUCCGUGGACGGAUUCUCGCCGGACAGAACCACUGGUGCGCCGCGCGUUCUGCUGAAUGGUCUAUUUCAAGUGCAGCGGCUCCCAGCCGCUGAUGCAGAUAGCAAUGGACUGCUGGUCUCGUCAAAAUUGCCAGACGAGCCCCGCGAGUUCUUUGAGAAGAUUGCGCGGUGGGGGUAUCCUUGGCGCUUGAUGUCGUGUGUGCGACAUGAGAUGAGUGUUUCGGAGCCGUUCCGGGUAAAUGGAAAGGGUAUGUUUGUUGAAGUGCGCUUUGCAAGUGCGCACGAUUAUGAGGUUGUGGAUGCAGAGGGUGAGCUGGAGAAACAGAAGAUUAUCCCAGCUUGGACUUUAAGGUUACAUCGUGGGUAUGCUAGGUUCGUUCUUGAUUCCACUGUUCGAGAGUUGCAGCGAAAUGUUGAGAAAUAA
Messenger RNA from Penicillium samsonianum, 792 nucleotides. RefSeq lists its product as uncharacterized. The record is from RefSeq and is a predicted model, not a curated record. The transcript has a single exon. NCBI's taxonomy places the organism in Eukaryota, Fungi, Ascomycota, Eurotiomycetes, Eurotiales, Aspergillaceae. Bases 1 to 792 code for a protein of 263 amino acids.